This is a messenger RNA of Cygnus olor (mute swan), 12133 nucleotides long. It is a transcript of the gene AGAP1, whose product is annotated as ArfGAP with GTPase domain, ankyrin repeat and PH domain 1. Gene Ontology annotation, cellular component: nucleus. Lineage: Eukaryota; Metazoa; Chordata; Aves; Anseriformes; Anatidae. The record is from RefSeq and is a predicted model, not a curated record. The coding region runs from base 256 to 3936 and encodes 1226 amino acids. Gene Ontology annotation, molecular function: GTPase activity; protein binding; GTPase activator activity. The transcript has 20 exons.
CCGCGGCCUCCCCGGGCCUCCCGGAGGCCGGCCCGGCACCCGCCGGCGGUGCGCGGCCUCGGGAGGGGGCCGGGCGGGCUGGGCACGGCGGGCUUCGGGGGCUGGUUUUUUAUUGAUCGUUAGCGUUAUCUGUUCUCCCCAGCGGUCGGCGCUUCUGCCUUGGGAUUCGCGGUGCCACCGGCGCACGUCUGCGGUGGCGCGGAUGCCCGGGCUGGCGGCUGCUGCCUGAAGGCAGGCGCGGGCAGGGCGGCAGACAUGUACCUUCUGGACAGCAGCGAGCCGCCGGCCGCCGCCUCCCCCGAGAGGAUGCAGCGCGGGACCCCCCAGAGGAAAACCGUCUACCGCAUCUCCGUGACCAUGGUGAAGAAGGAGCUGCUGGGGCCGGAGAGCGGCGGGCAGCCCGGCCCCGAGCCGCCCCAGCACGGGCGGUGGGGCUGCGGCCAAGCACCCGGCUCCUCCAGCCUCACCAGGGCCGGGCUGCUGCUGGUGGAGGAGGAGGAGGGCGAGGAGGAGGGCGAGGAGCAGGACCGAGUGCCCAGCCCCUGCGGCUUCCGCAACUUCAGGACCCUCAGCACCGGGCAGCUGGAGCUGGGCCGUCUCAAGGUGCCACGGAGGGCAGGGCAGCCGUUCCCUGCCGAGCUGACCUUCAGGUGGCCACGGCAGCAAGCCUCCACAGGACCGAGGAGCAGCCCUUCCCUGGAGGAUGCCACCCUCACCCCGGAGCUGGUGGCCACCUGUAGCCGCAAGGAAGCUGGAGCUGCAACGGAGCCGGUGGCUGCUUCUCCCGUGGAGGAUGCUGGGCUCCAGGCCCACCGCUCGCCCGCAGGCCGCUGGGGUGAGGCCGUGCAGCUGGGGGAGCCGGGCCACAGCCCCGGGCGGCAGCCGGGCCUGCUGCGGCGCAGCUUCAGCUUCAGGCACUGGAGCGGUGCGGAGCUGCUGCGGGCACGGGCGCUGAGCCGGGUGCGGCGGCACAGCAGCUCGGGAUGCCUCCCCGCACCACUGGAGCCACAGCCCAACGAGGCGGCUGGAGCACCGGGCUCGCCACCCGCCGAGCCGCCCGCCACCGAGAAGCGCAAUACCCUGGACGUGGGUGAGGUGCUGAGCAAGGCCGACCCACUAUCCGAGCUGGAGCGCUGGGAGCGGAGCAAGAGCAAGAACCGCACGCUGGAUAACAGCGACCUGCAGCGGCUCUCAGAGCGCCUGGGGCGGGACGGCCCCACCAGCAGCCCUGCAGCCCACGAGCACCGGCUGCUGCGCUUCUUCAGCGGCAUCUUUGCCCGCAAAGACGGCACCUCCACCCUCUUCGGCAGUCCCCACGGCCGGUCCCCACGCAGCAGCUUCUCCAGGUCCAGGGCUUAUUUUAGCAGCCUCAGGAGAGCCACCGCCGACAUAGAGUCCAGCUCCGAGAGCAUCGAUGGGUCCCCCCACAAAGAUGCCUUUGUAAAUAGCCAGGAAUGGACACUAAGCCGAUCUGUACCAGAGCUGAAAGUGGGGAUUGUGGGUAACCUAGCUAGUGGCAAGUCUGCACUUGUACACCGGUAUCUGACUGGCACGUAUGUCCAGGAAGAAUCACCUGAAGAUAUGGAUGCAGGUGGGAGAUUCAAGAAAGAGAUAGUAGUUGAUGGACAAAGCUAUCUGCUGCUGAUUAGAGAUGAAGGGGGCCCUCCAGAGGCACAGUUUGCCAUGUGGGUGGAUGCUGUUAUAUUUGUCUUCAGUUUGGAAGAUGAAGUCAGCUUCCAGACCGUUUACCACUACUACAGCCGUAUGGCUAACUAUCGUAACACUAGUGAAAUUCCAAUGGUACUAGUGGGAACUCAGGAUGCUAUAAGUUCCAGUAACCCACGUGUCAUAGAUGAUGCCAGAGCAAGGAAGUUAUCAAAUGAUCUCAAGAGAUGCACUUACUAUGAAACCUGUGCUACGUACGGGCUCAACGUGGAGAGAGUCUUUCAAGAUGUUGCUCAGAAGAUUGUCGCAACAAGGAAGAAACAGCAACUCUCGAUUGGACCCUGCAAAUCCCUACCGAACUCUCCAAGUCACUCAUCUGUGUGUUCUGCCCAGGUUUCUGCUGUACAUAUCAGCCAGACCAGUAAUGGAGGAGGGAGUUUAAGUGAUUACUCCUCCUCUGUCCCAUCAACUCCAAGUACCAGCCAGAAGGAGCUACGGAUUGAUGUUCCUCCCACUGCCAACACACCAACUCCUGUCCGUAAACAGUCCAAGCGCCGAUCCAACCUCUUCACGUCUCGGAAAGGGAGUGACCCAGACAAAGAGAAGAAGGUCCUGGAGAGCAGAACAGAUAGCAUUGGAAGCGGUCGUGCAAUCCCAAUUAAACAGGGUAUGCUGCUAAAGCGAAGUGGCAAGUCAUUGAAUAAAGAAUGGAAGAAGAAAUACGUGACAUUGUGUGACAAUGGUGUACUGACCUAUCAUCCUAGUUUACAUGACUAUAUGCAGAAUGUUCAUGGGAAAGAAAUCGAUUUGCUGAGAACCACUGUGAAAGUUCCUGGAAAGAGGCCACCCCGAGCUACAUCAGCUUGUGCACCCAUUUCCAGUCCCAAAACAAAUGGCCUCUCCAAGGACAUGAGCAGUUUACACAUCUCGCCAAAUUCAGGGAACGUGACUACUAGCACAUCUGUGUCUCAGAUGGCCAGUGGGAUCAGUCUAGUCUCCUUCAACAGUCGUCCGGAUGGUAUGCAUCAGCGCUCUUACUCGGUCUCCAGUGCAGAUCAGUGGAGUGAGGCAACAGUCAUUGCAAACUCUGGCAUUAGCAGUGAUACCGGGUUAGGAGAUUCUGUGUGUUCAAGCCCAAGUAUAUCUAGUACAACCAGCCCCAAACUCGAUCCGCCUCCUUCACCUCAUGCCAACAGAAAGAAGCAUCGCAGGAAGAAAAGCACCAGCAAUUUCAAAGCUGAUGGUAUCUCAGGCACAGCUGAAGCCAAACGCAAAGCUUGGAAACUAAACCGUGUUGGUAGCCUGCGAAAUAUAUACAGCAGCAGCAGCACCAACACUGAAGAACAAGAAGAAAACUUUGAGUUUAUCAUUGUCUCUCUCACUGGCCAGACUUGGCACUUUGAAGCUACCACAUACGAAGAAAGAGAUGCAUGGGUACAAGCCAUAGAGAGUCAGAUCUUGGCCAGUUUACAGUCGUGCGAGAGCAGCAAGAACAAGUCCCGUAUGACGAGUCAGAAUGAGGCCAUGGCCCUUCAGUCAAUAAGGAACAUCAGAGGCAAUUCCUACUGCGUGGACUGUGAAGCACAGAACCCUGACUGGGCCAGUUUGAAUCUGGGAGCCCUCAUAUGCAUUGAAUGCUCAGGUAUACACCGAAACCUUGGCACACACCUCUCCCGGGUCCGCUCGCUUGACCUGGAUGACUGGCCUAUAGAGCUCAUCAAGGUGAUGUCUUCUAUUGGGAAUGAGUUGGCAAACAGCGUCUGGGAGGAGAACAGCCAAGGCCAUAUGAAACCUUCAUCAGACUCCACAAGGGAAGAAAAGGAGCGCUGGAUACGUGCAAAAUAUGAGCAGAAGCUCUUCCUCGCCCCGCUGCAAUGCCUGGAGCUUUCUCUGGGCCAGCAUCUCCUGAGGGCUACAGCCGAGGAAGAUUUGCGGACGGUCAUCCUGCUCCUUGCCCACGGGACACGGGAGGAGGUGAACGAGACCUGCGGGGACGGGGAUGGGCGCACUGCCCUGCACUUGGCGUGCAGGAAAGGAAACGUGGUGUUGGUGCAGCUCUUGAUUUGGUAUGGCGUUGACGUGAUGGCACGCGAUGCCCACGGGAACACGGCGUUGGCCUAUGCCAGGCAAGCCUCCAGCCAGGAGUGCAUUGAUGUUCUCCUCCAGUACGGCUGCCCCGAUGAGCGCUUCGUCCUCAUGGCGACUCCAAAUUUGUCCAGGAAGAACAAUAACCGAAACAACAGCAGCGGAAGAAUGCCCACCAUCAUCUGAGGAGCUUGUUCGUGUAUUUGCUGACCUGAAUUACAUCCGCAGCCUCAUAUUCCUCCAUUCCCAUCACAGCUCUGCUCUGUGAGUCUGAUAACUUCCCUUUUUUCCCUUUUCCCUUCGGUGCAUCCCUGUCCCAUCCAGAAACGGCACAUCUGGAUAGCGUGAGGGGGUGAGAAGGAGCGAAAGGGGCUGCAGAGAAAGCAGUUGUUUCAGUGACAGCUCUCCGACGAUGACAAGCGGGCAGCAGAAGCGCAUGAGGGCGCGUGGGUUCUCUAGGACACAGCACGUGGCACAGGACCGUGGGGACGGUUGUCCCUGGGCACAGGCUCUACAAGUGCGGAAGGAAGGGGUGGAGGGAGACGAGAGCGGGAGCGAGAGGAGAAGAAAGGAGCAAUGGUAACUUCCCGUAACUGACAGUUAAGCACAUCAGUACAUUUCACCUCUACCAAACGGAACGGCUGGAUUUCAUUCUCUUCUCUGAAGAGCUUGACGGCAUAAAUCAGAAGCAAGCACAGAGUUUGUCAGGUUUGAAGCUCCUAUGAUGGUAUGUGUCAAAUCAGUUGUAGCUAAUCUGUCCAGGGAGAAUACUGGCUUCAUUACACUUGUAUAGUUGAGUUCUUCCAGCAUUACCGCUGUUUAAUAGAACAUGAUUAGUCAUCACGGAGAAAAAAGCAUAUUAGCUGAGGAGGUAGUUACAUGGCACGCUUCGGUGAUUGCUUGGAUGUGAUUGCAAUAUUCUUAGAAGCAUCAUAUUAUCUCAGACAUGUUCUUUCAAGCCCUUGGAGCCCUCCUUUCUAAAUUCACUGUCAUAAUUUAGUAUCUGUUUAAUUUUUCAGUCCAAAGAGAGGAAAUGAGUUGCUGAGUGUUAUUUGACUGCAGUCUCCUUGGUGUAAAAACAAAAUGGAAAAAAUAAAUAAGAGUAACUAUGAAAUACAAAAAGGAAUAAUGAAUACUGCUAAGGAAAAACAUUUCAAGUACAUUUAGUAAAAUUAAUAAAUGCAUUAAAGGCUAAUAUUUUUUCAGCCAGCAGAAAUAUGUUCUGUCAUUUUGCCAAGGUAAACGUGUUGAGUUUUUGGUCACUCCUGUGAUGCAUUGCCUAACUUAUACAGAUUUUGUAUUGUGUCUUUAGAUUAUAUGUAUGUAAAAUCUAUUUGAAUAAAAAAAUCAUAAAUAUGCAUUGAUUUUUUUGUACAGAAAAUGACAUCUCUGUUAAUUUAUAAACUUUAAUGGAUGUGAACUAAAUCAUGUGCAACUAGUUAGGAUCUGUGGAGUACAGAUCAUUGUACAUUGAAAAUCUUCCCAGCAGUGAACCCUAUUUCCAUUGCAAGCCUUUGAGGAACAUAUCAGAAUGAGAUUGUGGCACGCUUGGCAUGAAAAAAAAAAUGUAUGAGACCUUUUAGAAAGGAAAAGAGGCUGUUUCUCAGCACUGUAAAUAUAUUUUACUUCAGAAGGCAUGAAGCUUUCACAAGCCAAGACAAAAAGCCAUAGUCUGGAUGUGUGAAGAUCAGAUUUGAUUAAUUUCAGAAUUGAUAGCCUUCACCAAGGCGGGCAGGGCAUGGCUGCGCUAACUCUGAACUUGGCUGCUCUCUGGAAGAAAAAUGGCUUGUGAAAGUAGCCUGGACAGUUCAUUUGAAUUCCACCUUUUAAUAUGUAAUUUGAUUUUUUUUUUUAUGCUUUUUUUUUAUUAUUAUUUUGCUUAUUGCCAGACAGAUCCUAGCUUCUGCCAUUUUCCACAAACUAGGAUUCUGGCACAGGGAAGCAGGCUGUAAGGUUUUUGGCAGACAGAAAAGUGAUUUUUAAGUGGCAUAUGGCAAUGUGAAGAUGGGGGAAGAGCAUAUCACAGAGAAAGUUGAAAACUCAACUGAAUUAGAUGGCAAAGGAGCAAUUAUGUGAAGUCAGUGAGGUGCACACAGCAUAGUAAUUUGCAAAUCUACCUGCUCCGUCUGUAUUUCCCAAGCCUCCAGUGUUGUUCUUCCUUGGGGCUCUGUAUUUCAUUUGACAUCCAAACGGGAGGGGGAUAGUAGUCACUAAGUAAAAUAUAGGUUGACAAAAUGUGAAGGGAAAAAAAAAAGUAUUCAGGGUAUCUUAAGGAAAAAAAAUCAGAAAAUUACAGAUUUGGUGUAAAAAUCAUAAAAUCUUGGAAGAAGAGCAUGCCCCAAGGUGAAGAAAAACUAGAAUACUGACCAGCUUUUUCCUGUUCUGUGGUGUUGUCAUUUUAUAGCUUGUUACUGUACAGACCUCUGGCUGUAGGGAGAUCUUUCUUUGGCUGCACCAGAAUAAUGCUACAUCCAGUUCUGUUCACGCUGGGAGGUUUUUUUUUUAUUAUUAUUUUUUUCCCUUGAGGAAAGGUGUCUGUUGUAAUUGCUGUUUCUCCAUCAUUGCCGUGCAGCUCCCUGAUCUUUGGUACUGAUGGGUGGUCCUACGGUGACAGGACAGCCCACCUAAAUGUUCGGCUGAAUGGGAUGCUCGGAGCCCACCGCGUCCCAGUGCUCACAAGCCUUACACCUGCACCAGGGGAUGCGGGGGGAUUCAGGAACUGCUGCUCGUGUGCCCAGAGGUGCCAGCUGCCCGCUGCUCCCCUGGGAACAUCAAGCACAUAUCUAUCGGAGAAUCAAGUCCGACAUUUCAAACACAUUGUCAGCGAAUUUGCCACAAAUAAGUUCUCAAUGCAUGUUCCGUAUCAGAGCUGAAAAUGUUUUCUGUACCUAAUGUUCUCUUUGGGCCACCUUCCUCCUACGAGGCUGGGAGCGAUGUUUGAGAGACAAGGGCAGCCAGGCUGCCGUGCAGAUUUCAGGUACACUCCUUUCAUAAAUACUUUCUGAAGGUGAACCUUAAAAAAUAAUUUUUUUUAGGAAAGGGAAUUCCACUGUAUUACAGGAAAAAUGAUGUAUCCUGGCUAGCCAACUAAUAACCUCAUACUUUAAUCAAGUGGUAACACUUGCUUUUAACCUAAACAAAGCUUUCCCUUGGACACAUACACAUCAGCAGUGAUGAUGCUGAAGCCUUGCUUUUGUAGGCUACAUGGUGGCCUCCCCAGACGCCUGGGGGUCUGCAGGGAGGACACCCAAACCCCUGGGAGCCAAAGAACCGUGCGCCUGUGGUGGUGGGAAACACGGAGGCAGGCUUUGAUGGCUCGGGUUUUUUUCUCAACCAUGGAUUUCCCUCUCCACGCAGCUCUGGCCAGCAGGAGAGAGACAAGGUCUCGGGGCUCUGUGUGCUUUUCAGGGGAUGCGUUUGCACUUUGCAAAGGAUGUUCUUGAAGCCGCCCAGGUGUGGCACCAGUAUCGGCGCUUUGAGAACCUGCAGGAGUUGUUCCCGUUGCUCCCACUCUGUUAACCUGUCCGUUUUCUGUUCCUCAUCUCGUGUCUAGCCCCUCUUGUUGCUUUUAUGAAACCCACUUGCCAGGCUGUUUACGCCCUUUGAGCAUGUUAUGAGCAAAUUAAAAACAAAUUGAAAUCCAGUCAAUAAGAAAUCCCAGCAGAAACAUGCUAGCUAAAUCUGUUGCUGUUUUCUCAGAAAAUGGAGUUUGUGGCAGUGGUUCUCACCGAGUGCCCCAUUUAACCCUUUGCAUGAUCCCAAAUACUUUUGAAUCCCACUUGCUCUGCACUUUAUCCACCAUGACUACAACCCUAGGAGUGAGUGAGCCUUAGCUACUAACAUCAGCACUUCCCUGCUAUUGACACGAGGCUAAUUGCCUAGAGCGGAGAUGAGUCGGAUGUGUUGUACCCGGCACCUGAACCUCGGUAUUCCAGGACUUCAGGAGGCUUUACUUUUUCCUCGCUAUUUGUGAAGAGAUAAGAUCCAACCUUCAGAAAAUUCAGGGUCUCGCCAGUGCAGAGAUUUGGCCAGGGGCUCUCAUUACCAGAUUUCCAGUUUCGUUGCUGAAACGGGGCAGAAAAAAAUAGCUAUUUCUGGCAUGACUUGGCAUCUCCUGAGCUAGGCACAGCUCGGAAAGCCAGAUGAGCUAUUGAAAAGGAGAGAGGGUUUUUAAGCAUUUCUACUUGGGCGUAGUGUAUAAUAACUGUGUAAACAUUAAUAUUGUUUACCUUGCUGUCUUUCCGCAUUUCCCUAAAUUAUGUGUUAGUGCAAGAGGCUUUAGCUGCACUUGGAGAUUUCCCCUGGCAAGAGGAAGCUGAGUAACGUAGGGAAAGGCAUAGAGGUGUGAGUGCAGAUACACUCGUAGCGAUGAUCUCCAGCACUGUAAUGUAGUGUAAUUAGCUGAUGCGAUUUUCGGAUAGCUUCAUCUUUUAUAUUUGUAUGGAGAUCAUGAAAAAUGAAGUAAUUUGUAGUUUCUAGUGUAAAGUAGUAGUAGUGGAGACAAGCACAGAUUUCACACGAGGACUCUGAAAGGGCCCUCUACAAAUGUCUCGGGGAGCCGUGUUUGCACCUUAACAGGGAACAAAUGUGCAUUGUGCCGGGAGGUACUCAAGGCGAAGAAGGAAAGUGUUGGGGACCAAACGUGGGGCAGUUUGUGUGGAUACACGAGAGCUUGCCCAUCGCAAUUCAUCGUCAAGACUCUUUGUUUCCCCUCUGAUGCCUGCUGCAGUUAUUAGCACAUGGGAUCUCUGGCUGUUAGUCUCGGAUCCUCACUUCAACAUCGCCUUCCAUUUUGGUUGAUUUUGGGGUAAAACAUAUUGCGGAGAAAAGUUUGGGCUAUUCUUGUGUCUGCUGCAUAGCAAAAGAAAGCUCACUCCAGAUUAAAAUUCUUUUUGAGCAAAGUAAAAACCAAAAUCAAACAAACAAAACAAAAAAACACAAAAGGUCCUGCAAUGAAUUUUGACUUCUUAAGUUCUAAGUUACAAAAAGAAGGUUGGUUUAAAUGGUUUUAUUCAAAGGAUAUCUCCUGUUUUAAAAAAAAUAUAGAGGUAAUAGAGCAAACUAUCCAAAGGUAUAGGUAGGUAGGUCUGUUGUACUGCGAUAUUCUAGGUUUUGUUUUGUUGUUUAUCAUGGGCCAGUUUUUAAAGUGGAUAUUUGGUGAUCUCAUCUCUGACAGCUAUCUUGAGUUGACUGAAUCCAUCUCACAUUUUAAAUAGAGGGUGGGGGGGGUUGGCCAAGAUUUUCCAGAGCUGUGAAUAGUUCUUGUUUUGGGAAAAGGAUUGCAUGAUUUCUGAAAAUAAGAUGGCUUUUGUUUGUUGUUUUUUUAAGAGCCACAAGUCACUAGUCAUACCUUUGGUAAUCUAGGCCCCUGUGUUUCGUUUCAGGCGACAGCAAUAUGCGGGUGAGUUAACUCCCGUAGUUUACUCUUGUUCCCUGAGUGUCUGGGGGACUUUUGUUUCUGGGCAGAUGAAAGACGAAUGUCUUUGUACAUUUCAGCAGUUUUAGCCUCUUCUUACAUGUCCGCAUCUCUCUCAAAUCUCUGUAGCAUAUUCACGUGGUAGUGGUCAGCUCUGCUGACAUGCAAAGCUUCAGCUUUCUCUUGGCCAUGAACUGCUGGACGUGUGUUUGCUUCCAGUACUAAGAGUUGACUAUUUUGCAGUGCUUCAGAGCUCGUAAUUUUUGUAUUAUGUACAAAGCGUGGAGGGGGGUGGGGGGCUUGUAGAGGUCUAAUGGCAUGCGUUUGGGAUGACCGUGUUGCUUGCUGGCAGUGAAUGCACCAUCAGCUAUUUUGUGCACGCCACGUUUUACGGAGCCAAUCAGUGUUUUGUGUCUGAGAACUUCCCAUUCUUCCGUCUUUCUCACCUCCCUCUGCCUGUGGUUAGGAUAACCAAAUACCAUGAGUGCAACCGCAUGGGGACCUUGGAGCAGUCCCAGCUCCUCUUGGGUAGCUGAAAACACUUUCCUGGUCCUCCCGAAUUGCAAGGUGGAGGGAAUAAAACCCCAACAGCAGACGUGGUAGCACCCAAUCUUUGGUAGGAGUGAGGGAGGGUUUUGGUUCCCCCGUCUGGAAGUGAAGAGGUUGGGUUGAAUCAGUGAUGAAGUGCAGCGAGGGUGGCUUGAGUCCAACGGUAACGCAGUGUCAUAUGGGUGUACCAGCAGGAGUACCUAAAAUUUAGUGCUCUGCAUUUGGCAUGUGUGUGUAUGUAUAUGCAUAUAUGCUCUACAUACUGCUCUUAGCAAUUUGUAAGUGUCCGUGCGCACAUUUACAUGUGACUCAAAACCUGUAGCUAGAGCCCAGUGUUCAGGUAGAUGUUUAGAAAUGGGCAAGUUUCCCAAUUUAACUCAGCCAGCCAUUUUCUGGAGCACAGGAGGUACACACAGGGCGGGGGUGCCGGCUCAGAGGACAGGGAGAGGCAGGAAUAGGAGGUAAGGGCUCACUGUGGCUCUUGAAAGCCAUCAAAUGCUCAGGACUCAUGAGAUAACCUGGCUCAGAGCAAAACCAUAGCUCGUUCAGAUGGCAACACCCAACUUGUGAAGCCCUUUAACUUGCCUACCGGGACUGAAAUAGCCACCUUGCUUCGGGGUGGGAGCUGGUGCUGGAAGGAGAUGCAGAAGUGAAAAGGACAGAAGACGUGCUGCUCGGAGGCCCUUUCUUUUCCGUACAUUUGCUCCAGCCUCAGCUUACCUGCUGAAUUUAAGUGCGGGCCCGGCGGGCUGCCCUCCUGUAGCUUCUUCAAUGGUGUUUUUUGGGUCAUGCGUGGCCAAAUGGGGUCGCUGGAGAAGAGGACAUGCAGUGAGACGUUUCUGAGGAGCACCAAGUGGUCCUUCCCCAGGUGUUUGGGGCCCCAAAAUGUUGCUUUGAGGGAGCCAUGAGCAUCAGCUAAUGCGUGCUAAAGCUUUGUGCGUAGCGAGGGGUCCAGCAAAGCCUGGCCAGCUGUUGCACGUGCCCUUGCUACUCCUGCUCUUGGUUUAGGGUCAUACUGGGGGACAUUGAUAGGGAUAAGGCAGGGUCGGCACGCAGAGGACUGUUUGCUGGAGCUAGGCAAGGUAUUUAUGGUGGAAAACACAGCUGGGUGUGCCAGGGAGGUGCGGGUGCUGUUGAAAACUCCUCUGAGCAUUUUUUUCUUAUGUAUCCACAGAGUUUCAUGUGGAUUCAAGACCUAUUGAAUCCACUGGCAUCAUUUUGCCAGUCCACAGGGAGAAUAAGAUGUUGGUCCUCUAAAAGCACAGCCCUUUUCUCUGGGGAAAUACAAACUUUCCAGGGGUCCACAAUGGGCCCCGUGCAUUUGGUCCAGUUCUCAUGUACUCGUGUAACCUCGUGAGCAUUUUUCACUUGUGCACAGCUCGUACAGAUGGGUGCACACACUGCAGGGCUUUGGGGAGGAGUGUCUUUUAAAACUCGAGGGCUCGUUUUGUGUGUUUCCUUUGCGUUCUCUCACCUUGAUGUCUCUGGCUCAGGAUCACCACAGGCCUAAUUCUGCAGCUACGUUAAACCUCUCGACUUCACCGGGAUUUGAACAUAUCCCCAAAUGCUUUGCCAAACCCGAGGCAAAGCUGUUUGGGAGAGGCAGAAUCGGGCCCGGACGCAUAAAGUGCUGUGUCCCAACCUAGCUGAAGUUGGAGUUUGGUUUCAGUGGGGCCGUGGUUUGGUGUGCAGUCCUAGCCAGCACCUUUGUUUCGGGAACCAGCAUCAUCACCGCUUGGAAAUGGAUGUGUGCUCUGUUUCUUUGUGUUCCUUCUCACCCUGUGACCGACCACAUGGCUAGAUGUCACGUUCACGCAUGUUUAGCCCCCAGGUCUUUCCAUUUUUCUGCUUUGUGAUGUUUGUGUUCCUGGUUAGGAUGGGGAGAAAGGGAGCCCAGGUGAGUAGGGACACCUGAGAACUGUGUUUGGGGUAGAGGCAGAAGAUACCUAGCACAUGGCAGACUUUAUAGCAAGGUUUGUUGGGUUUUUUUUUGUUUGUUUGUUUUGUUUGUUUGUUUUUUCUGUUUCUGUAAAUAGUAAUGUAUAAAUGAUGACAAGACAGUGUGGAAAUUAUUAAAAAAUACGUCUUUUGUUGUUGUUUUUAUAUUACCUCAUUCAGCAAGUUUGUUUUACAAUGACUCGAUGCUUUAUUUAUAUUGUUUGUACUGUAAUUAAAACAAUUGACAAACAUUUCACUUUGCUUGUUGUUUCAUAUGAUUUUGUUUUGAUUAAGUAUGCCAGUCUGUAUUAUGUUUCCCUUUACUCUCUCUUCGCGUUGAGAUUUUUGUGUCAGCUGUACAGUAUUCUGAAUAAAAAUAAAUAAAUAAAAAAGGAAAAAAAGUUGUAAAGUACUGCAGAGGGAGACUGCUAUAUUGUAUAGGUCUCUUUCUAAUAAAGACAAGAAAACUUGUUCGUCACA